AUGACCGGAAAAGGCGUUGUGAGAAGCAUCAAAAACUACGCCAAAGGCUUCUCUGAUGUGCAGCGAAAAGUACGUGAAGCAACAUCGAACGAUCCCUGGGGUCCCAGCGGUACCUUGAUGAACGAGAUUGCCCAAUUGACUUAUAACCAGCACGACUUUAUUGAGAUCAUGGAUAUGAUUGAUAAACGGCUGAAUGACAAGGGUAAAAACUGGCGACACGUCUUCAAGGCACUACUCUUGCUGGACUACUGUAUACACGUGGGAUCGGAGAAUGUCGUUCUUUACGCCAAGGAAAACAUCUAUGUUAUCAAGACAUUGAAGGAAUUCCAACAUGUCGAUGACAAUGGCCGAGACGUUGGUGCUAAUGUCCGACAGAAAGCCAAAGAUAUCACCAGCCUCUUGCUUGAUGAUGCUCGAUUGAAGGAUGAACGUCGCCAAAGACAACAAAUGAGAGAACGCAUGGCAGGUGUCAACGAUUACAUGAACGAUGCAAUGGGUAUCAGAAAUCCUGAUAUGGCUGGAGGACGUCCUUCCUAUGGUCAAAACAAUGAGGAUCGUGAACUUCAAAGAGCACUUGAAGAGAGCAAACGUAUGGCAGAUGAUGAAGAAAGAAAGCGACUUGGACGUCAAGAGGAUGAGGAUCUUCAAAAAGCAAUUCGCCUUAGUGAACAAGAAGCUCAGGAUAAGGAACGCAAGCAACGAGAAAAGCUUGAACGUGAGAACCAAGAAAAGUUAUUCGGCAGCAACAACCAAAGCUCCAGCUUCAACCCAUUCCCUGCUAAUCAAUCUUUCGAUUCAUCACUCAAUCCUUAUCAACAACAACAACAACAAUGGCCCCAGAAUACUGGCAUGACCAAUAUGACAUUCUCUGAUCCCAUCUCUGCCAACAAUCAGCAGUUGGGUUUCCAAAACACUGGAAUGACUAGCAACCCAUACCAGCAACAACAACAAAGCAAUCCUUAUCAACAAUUCCCUGGAUUUGGACAAAAUCUUCAAGCACAAAUGACGGGUAUGCCACAACAAAUGACAGGAAUGGCACCUUUCCAGACGAGCACGAUGACUGGAUUCCAACAACCACAAAUGACUGGAUUUCAACAACCACAAAUGACAGGUUUUCAACAAUCUCAAAUGACUGGUUUCCCUCAACAACAGCAACAACCCUCCAUGUCAACUGUAUCAAGCAGCCCUAUGGCUAGCUUCCAGCAACCACAAAUCACAGCAGCCUCGAAUAAUCCUUUUGGCCCUCUCAACAACCAACAACAACAACCUCAAUCGACUGGCAUGUUUGGUCAAUCACUCACCGCAUCGCCUUCUCUUGCCUCCUCCUCACUUGCUCCACGUUCUCCCUCGAUGUCAGUUGCUAACACCACUACUACCACCACCAAUUCUUCCUCUGCUGCUGGUCAGUCUCGAUCAUUUACUUUCCCAUCGCCAUCUAUGCAACAUACUGGCACACAGGGAUCCUCCAGCCCCGCUGCUGACAGCCGCUAUGCCAAGCUCAAUUCCCUCCUUGCAAACAAAGAGGAUGGUAUGGACACAUUUGGUAACACGGGCAACUUACGUGUCCCAGUUGGCAGUGGAUUUGCAAGUUCGCUCAAUCCUCAAUUGACGGGUGCACCCAACGGCAAUGGCACAUCAAGCGUGCCUAGUCUUGUCAAUGUUGGUACCGCUGACACUGGUGCCCAAUCCAAUUCCUUUAGCGAUUCCUUUGGCCAGCCAAGCCGUAACCCUUUUGGACAAGCAACCAGCAGCCCCUGGAAGUAA
Lichtheimia ornata is the source of this 1764-nucleotide messenger RNA. RefSeq lists its product as uncharacterized. The transcript has 11 exons. The record is from RefSeq and is a predicted model, not a curated record. Gene Ontology annotation, biological process: endocytosis; actin filament organization. Gene Ontology annotation, cellular component: endosome; clathrin vesicle coat; plasma membrane. Gene Ontology annotation, molecular function: phospholipid binding; clathrin binding. Bases 1 to 1764 code for a protein of 587 amino acids. NCBI's taxonomy places the organism in Eukaryota, Fungi, Mucoromycota, Mucoromycetes, Mucorales, Lichtheimiaceae.